AUGGCGCAGGCCGCGCAGAGGCUGCUGCAGCGCGUGGCCACGCGGGGCCCGCAGCUCGUGUCCGCCGCGCUCGCCUACUCGCGCCCGCGCCUCGCCACCUUCUGGUCCUACGCCAGGGUGGAGCUGGCGCCGCCGACGCCGGCCGAGGUGCCCAAGGCCAUCGAGAGCAUGCGGGCCAUGGUGCGCGCCUUCCAGGCGGGCCGCCUGGCGCAGCUCACCGUGCGGGAAGCCCUGAGGAACGGCUUGGUGGCCACCGAGGUGCUCAUGUGGUUUUACAUCGGCGAGAUCAUAGGCAAGGGCGGCCUCAUUGGAUACAACGUCUGACGAGCGCGCUCCGUAGUCCCUGUCUGCUCCCUCCUGCCUCCCCGUU
This is a messenger RNA of Nothoprocta perdicaria, 370 nucleotides long. RefSeq names its product ATP synthase membrane subunit g (gene ATP5MG). Gene Ontology annotation, biological process: proton motive force-driven ATP synthesis. The record is from RefSeq and is a predicted model, not a curated record. The coding region runs from base 1 to 324 and encodes 107 amino acids. Lineage: Eukaryota; Metazoa; Chordata; Aves; Tinamiformes; Tinamidae. Gene Ontology annotation, molecular function: proton transmembrane transporter activity. The transcript has 3 exons.